UUUGGGGGGAUUGUGGCCUGGGGUCGGGGAGGAGCGGGUCCCCGCCUCGUCGCCGGGGAGCGUGGGCGUCGCCGGGGCCAAGGCCCAGGCUAGGCGUGUCCGCGCUGGCCAUGGCCGGACCCGCUCGGUUACCGAUGACUUUUGAAGAUGUGGCCAUUUAUUUCUCUGAGCAAGAGUGGCGGCAUUUGGAAGCAUGGCAGCAGGAACUUUACAAGCAUGUCAUGAGAACCAAUUAUGAGAUUCUUGUCUCUCUAGAUAAUGGACUUCCAAAACCACAACUAAUAUCCUCGAUUGAACUUGGGAGAGAGCUCUUUGGCAGCUGGGGAGAAGAACAGAAACUAGAGAAAGGGACUCACUCCUCUAUAGAUGAUGUGCACUUUCAUCCAGUUAUUGAGGAACGGCUAAUUGAGAGUAGGCAGCAUGCUGCAAAGUCAAGAGGAGUCACACGCCGUUUGCAGUUAAGUCCUCUGGAGAGUCAGCAUUCCUUUGGGCUUGGUUUAGGAGGAAAGGAAGAUGUUUCCCUCGGGUGUGACCAAGGCAUCGGUCUUGUAAAUGCACAGACACACAGCCUCGGGACUCUGGUUUCCACAGUGCACAGUUCCAGUGAGGCUGCCCCAAAAGAAGGACUCUGGAGUCACAGAACUCCGGAUCUCCCUGGCUUGCAAAAAGUCACCUCUGGGCAGAGUACCCAACACUCUUGUCCUGUCUGUGGGGAGAACUCUCGGGAGGAGAAUCACUUAGUGAAGCCCCGAAAGGGUCACCCCAAGAACCCAUCAUGUAGGGUCUGGAAGAAGGUCAGCAGGCAGGCUGAGUCACAGCAGCAGUGGGAUUUCUCCUGUCCUGAGUGUGGGAAGAGCUUCUGCCUGAAGCAGUAUUUGGUGAGACAUCUAGAUGCCCAUACAAGGAGGAGACCACCUCAGUGCCCUACAUGCAAAGUGCACUUCCAUCAUGAGUGUACCCUUUUCAGCUCUCACCUCAAGAACAGUUCUUCCCAGCACCCCAAAUGUGUUCACCAAUACCAGCAGAGCCAAGAGAGGCCAGCCUCCUGGAGGGAAGACACCAUGGUGCCCUCAGGACAGAAGCCAGAUCCCAGCCUGGACGAUGAGGGCUGCUGCCACAAGGGUAGCAAGCUGAAGGCCCUGCAGUGUGGCUGCAGCCUAGGUGAGGACAAACCCUGCUCAUGCACAGAAUGUGGCGGUUGCUUCCUCUCACGGUCUAAGCAGGCCAUCCUCUGCAGGACACACACAGGAGAAAAACCCUUUUGGUGUCCAGAGAGCAACAAGUGCUUCUGCCUGAGAGACCUGCAGAUUGUCCACCGGAGUGUGCAUGGUGAGGAGAGACGGUUCUCCUGUAGGAAGUGUGGGCAGGGCUUCACUAAACAUUGCAAACUCACAGAACAUACCCGAGACCUCAGUGGGGAGAAAUCUUUCUGGUGUACCCAGUGUGGAAGGAACUUCAGCCCAAAGGGACAGCCGCUGAGGCACCCGCGCCUUCACCCAGAGGAAAAGCCCUUUCAGUGUACAAUGUGUGACUUAUGCUUCCGUCUGAAGAGCAGGUUGAGAGAAAGGCCAUUCUCCUGCAGCGAGUGUGGCCGUGCCUUCACCCAUCAGUGCAAGCUCCGUGAGCAUCUCAGAGUGCACAGCGGAGAGAGGCCCUUUCGGUGUCCCGAGUGCCACAAGAGCUUCCGCCUGAAGGGCAUCCUGAAGGCCCACCAGCGCACCCACAGCAAGGAGAGGCCGUUCUCUUGCGGGGAGUGUGGCAAGGGCUUUACCAGACAGUCUAAGCUCACAGAGCACUUCCGUGUCCACAGUGGAGAGAGGCCCUUCCAGUGUCCAGAGUGUGACAGGAGCUUUCGCCUAAAGGGGCAGCUGCUUAACCAUCAGCGCCUACACACGGGAGAGAGACCCUUCCAGUGCCCGGAGUGUGGCAAGAGCUACCGUGUGAAGGCCGACAUGAAGGCACACCAGCUGCUGCACAGCGGCCAGAUGCCAUUCUCCUGCCAUUGUGGGAAGGGCUUUGCCAAACAGUCUAAACUCGUGGAACACAUGAGGACACACACAGGAGAGAAGCCUUUUCAGUGUCCCAAGUGUGACAAGAGCUUCCGAUUGAAGGCUCAGCUGCUCAGCCACCAGGGCCUGCAUACAGGCAAGAGACCUUUCCAUUGCCCCGAAUGUGAUAAAAACUUCCGGGAAAGGGGUCACAUGCUCAGGCACCAGCGCAUCCACAGGCCUGAGAGGCCCUUUGCCUGUGGAGACUGUGGGAAAGGUUUCAUUUAUAAGUCCAAACUGGUUGAGCACCUUAGAGUGCACACAAAGUCCUGUCAGGUUCCACGUGAGCCUGACAUUAAGAAAAGGCUUAGCCAACUCUUUGCGAUGAUCGAGGCUGACUGGAGUUGAGGCCUCAACUUAAUCGCCAGGGUAGCAUGAAGGAUGGUAGCUAAACCCACAGGAAAGCAGGUUUUAGGAGAAGGGGCUCUACUUUUAUCAAAAAAUAUAACAAAUUAAAAAUUGGAAACUA
Molecule: messenger RNA, 2517 nt
Organism: Peromyscus californicus insignis
Lineage: Eukaryota; Metazoa; Chordata; Mammalia; Rodentia; Cricetidae
Gene: Znf786
Product: zinc finger protein 786
Exons: 4
Coding region: 111-2396 (761 amino acids)
Biological process (GO): negative regulation of transcription by RNA polymerase II
Molecular function (GO): DNA-binding transcription repressor activity, RNA polymerase II-specific
Source: RefSeq, a predicted model, not a curated record